Messenger RNA from Miscanthus lutarioriparius, 1869 nucleotides. The record is from the annotation of a GenBank genome assembly. Lineage: Eukaryota; Viridiplantae; Streptophyta; Magnoliopsida; Poales; Poaceae.
AUGGGGGCGAUUGGAGGCGACGCGCCGGUGAAGUGGGACAAGGUGGAUGGGGCCGAGGUGGCCAAUGGCGGCGGUGGAGGUGCUGCGGGAAGGCUGGAGAAGAUACUGGUCUCGGUGAGGCUGAGGCCGCUCAGCGACAAGGAGAUUGCAAGGGGGGACCCGGCGGAGUGGGAGUGCAUCAACGACACUACCAUCAUCUCCCGGAGCACCUUCCCGGACCGCCCCACUGCUCCGACUGCGUAUUCGUUUGAUAGGGUAUUUCGUUCUGACUGUAAUACCAAAGAAGUAUAUGAGGAAGGGGCCAAAGCAGUUGCCCUCUCUGUAGUUAGUGGCAUUAACUCAAGUGUUUUUGCAUAUGGUCAAACAAGUAGUGGAAAAACAUACACCAUGACUGGAAUAACGGAACAUACAGCAGCAGAUAUCUAUGAUUACAUUGCCAAGCAUGAGGAGAGAGCAUUUGUAUUGAAAUUUUCAGCAAUUGAAAUAUAUAACGAAGUUGUAAGGGAUCUUCUUAGUGCAGAAAGCACAUCACUUAGACUUUGGGAUGAUGCAGAGAAGGGAACAUAUGUAGAAAACCUUACAGAGGUGAUCUUGAGGGAUUCGGACCACCUGAAAGAACUUAUUUCUGUGUGUGAAGCUCAAAGGAGGACCGGAGAGACAUACUUAAAUGAAAACAGCUCCAGAUCACACCAAAUACUUAAACUGACUAUCGAAAGUUCUGCUCGUGAGUUCUUGGGUAAGGACAAGUCAACAACACUUGUUGCUAGUGUGAACUUUGUUGAUUUGGCUGGAAGUGAACGUGCAUCUCAGGCAUUAUCAGCUGGGGCUAGGCUGAAGGAAGGCUGUCAUAUUAAUAGAAGUCUACUUACCCUCGGAACUGUGAUUCGGAAACUAAGCAAGGUAAGAAAUGGACACAUACCAUACCGAGAUUCAAAGCUCACACGCAUAUUACAGCCUUCUCUAGGAGGCAAUGCAAGGACAGCUAUUAUUUGUACAAUGAGCCCAGCCCGAAGCCAUAUGGAACAGUCAAGAAAUACCUUGUUGUUUGCAAGUUGUGCAAAGGAAGUGGUGACAAAUGCCCAGGUUAAUGUGGUUAUGUCUGAUAAAGCACUAGUUAAGCAAUUACAAAAAGAACUUGCAAGGUUGGAGAGUGAAUUGAGAUGCCCAACUUCAUAUUCCGGUCUUGAAGCAUUAGUGAAAGAAAAAGAUAAUCAAAUCCGGAAGAUGGAGAAGGAAAUUAAGGAACUGAAGUUACAACGUGAUCUCAUUCAAUCUAGACUGCAAGAUUUGCUCAAGGUUGUAGGAGAUAACCACAGUUCGAAGCACCCCCUGGCUUCUUCUGGAAGAAACUUUACUUUUGAUGUUCCUCAGCCAUGUGAGGAUGAGCUGUCGACGACAUCAGAAGUUGUCAGCAGUGGCCAAAAUUUUAGGCUUCAAGGACGCCAGACAAUACAAAGAGAUUAUAGGUCCCAGCAAUCUGAAAAUGAUGUGCAGUUUGCUACCCCUCUUAGCUAUUCAGUCAGUAGUCCCCCAUUCAGUGGGAUGCCCCCAACUAAUGGCAGAGAUGAUAACUCUCAAAUAUCUAAUGAAGAUUCAGAGGAUCUUUGCAAAGAAGUACGGUGCAUAGAGACCAAUGAAACAGAAGAAAAUGAAUGUUUAGAGUCGUCAGCUUUGGGAAGCAAUAGUCUGCAAGAUUCAAAUGUAGCUUCCAGCAUGCAAGGGGAUAAUAAUCUAAAUCGAUCUGUGAAUUCUAGACAGCAUGAUGCAUCUCCUAUUACCCUGGAACAACAUUUGGACAAUGUCAAAAAACCGUUUGCCAAUCUUGGCAUGGAUCUGGGAUCCUCUACAACUCAUCAAGCUCAAGAGUAA